AUGAUUGACGACAGCUGCCCUAAGUCCGGUUCUUCUGAGGAUACCGCAAUUUUCUUGAUGAAACUAUGGCAGAUUUUACUCGCUAUUGUUCCCUUUUGUCCGUACGACCAUGUUGCCCAGGAUCAACUUAUCGGUGUCCUCGAGAGCUUGCGAUCGCUCCCGGAGACCAUAAUUUGGAUUGAGGAGAGGGAGGUACGUUUGUGGAAAGAUUUCCCGCUACUAUCGAAUCACAUGCGUGCAGCUUGGGUUAACCCCAUUCACAAAUCCGAAAUGCCCCAAUUCAUGGGAUCUGAUGAAGAAAAUGUAGAACAGUGGGUCAACCUAAACGCCUUCGCCGCCCGAAUCAUGAACAAGGGCUUCCUGAACUGUUCGGUGUUUGCUUUCACGGAGAUUGUAGGUGCUCUAGAGGAUGAACUUCCUCCCACGGCGGGUCUGGUGCGUGAAUACACGAUCAGUGUUGCCAGCCACUGGAUCUCUAUCUGUGGUACCCAGCUCUUCGAAGAUGCUUUUACCGGCAAUACCCUCACUGGGACAGAGCGGCAGGAGAUAAUCCCGGGGCCACUGUACGUUGGUUCUGGAGGACAGCCUGGUCAUUCUAUCGACAGGUGGAGGUUCUGGCAGAGCCAACUCGCUGAGUUUGGAAACCUUGGUCUGAAUCCAAUCUGCCUUGGGGCCAGCCAAGCAGCUCAUCGCAUGGAAGAGAUUAUGAACCAGAACGAUCAGGCAGAAGCAAUUCGCCUUGGGACAGCCCAGGAGCAUCGACCAUAG
Molecule: messenger RNA, 768 nt
Organism: Ilyonectria robusta
Lineage: Eukaryota; Fungi; Ascomycota; Sordariomycetes; Hypocreales; Nectriaceae
Exons: 3
Coding region: 1-768 (255 amino acids)
Source: RefSeq, a predicted model, not a curated record